Messenger RNA from Piliocolobus tephrosceles (Ugandan red Colobus), 1117 nucleotides. It is a transcript of the gene MRPL39, whose product is annotated as mitochondrial ribosomal protein L39. Gene Ontology annotation, cellular component: mitochondrion. The transcript has 10 exons. Lineage: Eukaryota; Metazoa; Chordata; Mammalia; Primates; Cercopithecidae. The record is from RefSeq and is a predicted model, not a curated record. Gene Ontology annotation, molecular function: RNA binding; nucleotide binding. The coding region runs from base 47 to 1063 and encodes 338 amino acids.
GAGGAGGGCGAAGAAGGACUUGCGCGCGACGAUUCUCACCGCUGCUAUGGAGGCGCUGGGCAUGGGUGUCCGGGCGCCGCGGCUCUGGCGGGUCGCAUUCGGUGGGGGGAUCAGCUGGAGAUUUAUAGCAACAUCUCCAGCUUCUCAGCUGUCGCCGACAGAGUUGACAGAAAUGCGGAAUGACCUCUUUAAUAAAGAGAAAGCCAGGCAGUUAUCAUUAACUCCCCGAACUGAGAAGAUAGAAGUUAAGCAUGUUGGGAAAACUGACCCCGGUACUGUCUUCGUGAUGAAUAAAAACAUUUCAACUCCCUACAGUUGUGCCAUGCAUUUAAGUGAGUGGUACUGCAGGAAGUCCAUUCUGGCUCUGGUGGAUGGACAGCCUUGGGACAUGUAUAAGCCUUUAACAAAGUCCUGUGAAAUUAAAUUUCUUACUUUCAAAGAUCGUGAUCCAGGAGAAGUGAAUAAGGCUUAUUGGCGUUCCUGUGCUAUGAUGAUGGGCUGUGUGAUAGAGAGGGCAUUCAAAGAUGAAUAUAUAGUCAAUUUGGUCAGAGCUCCAGAAAUUCCUGUGAUUUCUGGUGCCUUCUGUUAUGACGUAGUUUUGGAUAGCAAACUUGAUGAGUGGAUGCCAACAAAAGAGAACUUACGUUCUUUCACAAAGGAUGCUCAUGCUUUAAUUUAUAAAGAUCUUCCAUUUGAAACUCUGGAAGUUGAAGCAAAAGUGGCAUUGGAAAUAUUUCAACACAGCAAGUACAAAAUAGAUUUCAUAGAAGAGAAGGCAUCUCAGAACCCUGAGAGAAUAGUCAAGCUACACAGAAUAGGUGACUUCAUUGAUGUGAAUGAGGGCCCUCUUAUUCCAAGAACAAGUAUUUGUUUCCAGUAUGAAGUGUCAGCAGUUCACAAUCUUCAACCCACCCAGCCAAGUCUUAUACGAAGAUUCCAGGGUGUGUCUUUACCCAUUCACUUAAGAGCACAUUUUACGAUAUGGGAUAAGCUAUUGGAAAGAUCUCGGAAAAUGGUAACUGAAGAUCAAACUAAACCAACAGAGGAAUGUACAUCUACCUAAUAACUUUCUAAAAUUUAAAUAAGUUUAAUAAAUUAAAAUAAAUGUUUUUAAUAU